This is a messenger RNA of Fusarium odoratissimum NRRL 54006, 1179 nucleotides long. RefSeq lists its product as uncharacterized. The coding region runs from base 1 to 1179 and encodes 392 amino acids. The transcript has a single exon. The record is from RefSeq and is a predicted model, not a curated record. NCBI's taxonomy places the organism in Eukaryota, Fungi, Ascomycota, Sordariomycetes, Hypocreales, Nectriaceae.
AUGAAGAGGUGGGUAAACAGAGUUGCUCCUGAUGGCAACCAUACCUGUAUCAGCUUCCAAAGCAGCUUCCAAAGGCCGGGAGGACUUGAUGAAACCUGGGAUCACUGCCACCAAGACCGCCAGCAGGGGUUGGAGUCCGCAAUCAGACCUCGGCGCGUCCAUUUCAUUGGCCCUGACUUCAAAACUGCCGAAAAGAUUGUCGACGCAGGCAGGCCUCACCUCAUCACGAGCAACACCCGUCGUCGGCUGAUCUUCGACCUCGAGACAAGACAACCCGUUACCGUAACCACACAAUGCUCAAACUCCGAAGAGAAGCAACAGAUGAGUUGGGUGCAUCGAUUCAGCAGAGAGAGCACAAACAUAUACACACAGCCAGGGUUCUGCUAUGGGGCUGGACAUCGUCGACACAUGAGAGUUCGGGAUGAACAGCUUGGGGGCUUUUUAACAGCUUUGAGCGAGUUUGGCAAAUGGCCUCUCGGUAUUUCCAACGUCGUGCGUCUUUUUGAUUCCAGAGGAGAAGAAUCGCAAGUCGCCACCGAUAUUGGGCAGCGACUCACUCGGCAAGGGAUCCUUAAACAUGAUGCCAAGUCGACCACAACGUGGUCACUGGCUCUUCCUAAGGAAACUCGCCAGGCUUUCUAUAGAGUUAUUCCCCUUGUUGGGUACGAUCAUUGUCUCGCGCUCUUUCUGAGUAUCAAGUCCAAGAACCCUAUGGUUAAUACAGCCAAAGCGCAAAUGGCAGCGACAAUCUCGGGGAGUAGCACGAACUGCUUUGACUUUGUUGGCAAAACAGCCCCUGAAAUCCAUGAAACCAGUGACGCAGCCCGAAUUGGUCUCUUCAAGCAUGUUGCGCAUACUAGUACUGUCAUGAAAGGUCUUGGACUCAUAAAGACUGCGAUAACCGCAUCACGCUUUUCUAUGAUCUUACCAGAGAUUUACCUCGUCGAUAAGCAAAUUCGUGUCAGCAUGAACGAAGUAAAGCACGCAAUGGAACUAUGCAGAAUGUUACUCGAAGUCCCCAACACGUGCGGUUACAACGUUGAGGAAGCUUUGCCUUUUACCCAGGAAGAAGCGGAGGCUAUUGAAUUCGAUCAAUUCAUGGAAGUCUGGUCACAUCUCCUGAGAGCUUAUUCCAAAUCGCUCUUGUCACAGUCAACAGACACGGCGAUAUAUUCAUAA